Messenger RNA from Tripterygium wilfordii, 1240 nucleotides. RefSeq names its product E3 SUMO-protein ligase MMS21. Gene Ontology annotation, biological process: double-strand break repair via homologous recombination; protein sumoylation. Gene Ontology annotation, cellular component: Smc5-Smc6 complex; nucleus. NCBI's taxonomy places the organism in Eukaryota, Viridiplantae, Streptophyta, Magnoliopsida, Celastrales, Celastraceae. The coding region runs from base 218 to 976 and encodes 252 amino acids. Gene Ontology annotation, molecular function: SUMO ligase activity; zinc ion binding. The record is from RefSeq and is a predicted model, not a curated record. The transcript has 7 exons.
GAGCGUUUAAUUUGACUUCAAAAACUGUGCGUUUUAUGCUCAGCCCCAAGGUCUUAAAUCGUUCGUCCCAAGAAAAGAGCGCGAAUUCUACAAGACUGACAAUCCCACAGCCCGAAGCGGAAAUUUCUCUGCACUACUGAAUCGGCCAUCGCUGAAACAUCUCCGCCUUGUCUUUGUUUUCCAAAAUAAACAAGACCCCAAAAACUAAGAGACUCUAAUGGCUUCAACCUCGGCUUCUCGGCCCGAUGGCGUCACCGGAAGGAUGAGAAACGCGGCUUCAACAAUCUGCUCCGACAACCAGUCUCUCAUUGCUGAAAUUCGGAAGGCCCUGAGUAUGAUGAGGGACAUUGCAGUUGAUUUGGAGAAACAUAAUCAAUUUGAAAAGGUGAAGGAGCUUGAAAAGGCCGUUGCUGAACUGGUGAAUUCUUAUGAAGACUGUAUGCAUCAUUCAUCGGCCAUUCAAUCUGUUGCGAAUGCAUAUCAGCCAGGGUCAGAGUCAACUGAUUUCAAAAAGUUGCUUGAGGGUGAGUUUGUGAAGCUUAAAGGCUCUUCCAAAUCUGAUUUACAGAAUCAUCGACUGAUGCGUCAAUUUAGAGAAGCUAUUUGGAAUGUUCAUCAUGCAGGACAGCCAAUGCCAGGUGAAGAGCAUGAGGAUAUUGUAAUGACAAGCACACAGUGCAAUCUGUUGAAUUUUACCUGCCCGCUAAGUGGGAAACCUGUAACUGAAUUAGCUGAACCAGUUCGUAGUGUGGAAUGCCAGCAUAUUUACGACAAGAAGGCAAUCAUGAUCUACCUACGAUCCAAGAAUACAAAUGGUCAAUGCCCUUUAGCUGGUUGCCCUAAGAUUUUGCAGGCAUCGAAAGUGUUUUGCGACCCAUUGUUACUUGUUGAAAUUGAUGAAAUGCGUGCAAUGAGUAAACACAAUACUAGGACUGAAGUCAUUGAAGAUUUCACAGCACUCGAUGAGGAGGACUAAUGAUAUUACUCGCUUGUGGAAAGCUCUUGUAUUCAGUAUCAGGUUUGACAACUACAAGCUAAUUUAGGCCUUUUCUAAUACUACUACCGCAUAUAUACCUGGAGGAACGUACCUCUACAUCCUUCAUAACUUUCUUGUUCCCUUGUCAUUGCUGCGCCUUUUUGUGAAUGGAUGUUAAUCUUGCUAUUAAAUACUUGAAAAAGACUUUUUCAGAAAAACAGAAUAUUCCCCAUAUAUGAAUUUGCCUGAAAGGCUUUUUGAGUA